UGCAAGUGUAUUUGUUUACCUAUGGUUUUAAAGGUUUUAAAUAAUAUUUAAUAUAAAAAGUUGCUUUUAUUUACUUCAAAUGGAUAUUCUUGAGUUGAAAGAUGUGAAAUCAGUUGCCGACAUAAUUCAUACGUACUCCGAAAAAAUUAAAGCAGAUUCAAUUCCACUCGUUAUCGACAACGGAUCCUAUAACUGUAGAGUUGGUUGGGCAACAGACAAAGAUCCACUCUUAAUAUUCAAGAAUCUCAUAGCAAAGCCCCGAAAAGAGCGAGGGAAAAAAGAUGGAGAAUUGCAAGUAGGAAAUGAGAUUGCAAAUAUCGAAGCUGUUAGAUUCCAGCUAAAAACUCAAUUUGACCGAAAUGUCGUAACUCAUUUCGAGGCGCAGGAACAAAUAUUUGAUUACACAUUUACCCACCUGGGUAUCGACACCAUUGGUUCUGUAAAUCAUCCCAUUAUUAUAACGGAAGCAUUUCUCAACCCAAAUUAUUCUAGAAACUGUAAGUUGAUGGCCGAGCUUUUAUUUGAAUGCUAUAAUGUACCCUCAAUUGCUUAUGGAGUAGAUUGUCUUUUUUCUUACCAUCACAAUAAUUGUGCUUCCGAUGGGCUAAUUGUCAGCAUUGGCUAUCACACGACUCACAUUAUUCCAGUAUUAGAUGGAAAAGUUGAUGCGGCAAAUUCAAGAAGAAUUAACGUUGGUGGUUAUCAUAUAACUUCCUACAUGCACAGAUUACUGCAAUUAAAAUACCCAGUUCAUGUGAAUGCCAUCAAUCCAAGUCGAGCUGAAGAGCUAAUACAUUAUCACUCGAAAAUCACACUUGACUAUCAAGAAGAGAUUUCUAAAUGGGCGGACCCAGAUUAUUAUGAUAUAAAUAUUUUAAGAGUUCAACUGCCCUAUGUUGCACCAACAAGCACUCCUGGUUUGACUGUCGAACAACAGAAAGAAAGAAAAAGAGAGCUUGCUCGCCGUCUCAUGGAAAUUAAUGCUAGAAAAAGGGAAGAGAGACUUGCAGAAGAUGAGGAACAACUCAACCAACUUUUAGCUGUUCAAGAUAUUUUAGAGGAAGGCGACGCGGAGGAAUUCGAGCAAGCCUUAAAGUCUUAUUCCCUUGCGAACGAAGCAGACUUGAUCAAAAUGAUCCACAAUCUCCAAGCAAAAGUCGAGAGGACUCGGCAAAAAAUAGUGGCUGCCAAUUCUCAAGAGGAAAAUAUUGUCAUAGAGGAAAAACCGAAAAUUAAGCAAAGUCUUCAGCCGAAAGACCAGCAAGAUUUUGACGAGUGGAUCACCGGCGUGAAAAAGAAAAGACAAGAUAUAUUAGAUAAACGCAUAGCAAAGCGACAACGAAGGCAAGAUAUGGCGAAACGCAGAACAGCAGCUGCGCAAGAAAGAAUGCGGAUCAUCAGCCAGUUAGCUAGGAAAGAAAAAAGAGAUGACGACUUUGGAAUGCGAGACGAAGACUGGGACGUUUACAAAGUUAUAAAUCGAGAGGGUGGUGAUUCUGACUCUGAACUUGAGCAGGAAAAAUUGAUAGAACUCGAGGACGUGCUUCGUCACCAUGACCCAGAAUUCGACGGAGCAGGAUCUAGCGUUCAACUGAUUCCAGGAGAAACUCAUCAGUUACAUGUGGGAAUUGAGCGUCUUCGAGCUCCGGAAUUAUUAUUUCAGCCCUCAAUGAUAGGCCUUGUCGAAGCUGGAAUUGCAGAAACGAUAGAAUUUGUUUUGAAACGAUACACUCCCGAGGUGCAAAUGAGGCUUACGAAUAAUAUUUUUUUAACUGGAGGACCUGCCUCUUACCCCGGAUUGCUGGAUCGACUGAAACGCGAGCUGAAGGAGAUAAGGCCCUUUGGCUCCAGUUUCCAAGUGAAUAUCGCUAAAAAUACGAGUUUGGAUGCCUGGUAUGGAGCUAGAGAUUUUGGUUUAAACGGUGACAUCAGUGAUUAUUUGGUAACUCGAAAAGAAUAUGAAGAGAAGGGGGGAGAAUAUUUUAAAGACCACUCUUCAAGUAAUGUUUUCAGUCCCUCUCCGGAUCCCUUGCCGAUGUUGCAGGUCCCGGCAAUUUCCGAACAGAUUGUUGUCGAGGAUGCUAUUGUAGAUGUGGAGAUUGAAUAAAUUGUUUUCAUGUGCAAUUCUUGUAA
This is a messenger RNA of Belonocnema kinseyi, 2133 nucleotides long. RefSeq names its product actin-related protein 5 (gene Arp5). Gene Ontology annotation, cellular component: cytoplasm; Ino80 complex. The transcript has 7 exons. Gene Ontology annotation, biological process: regulation of DNA-templated transcription. Lineage: Eukaryota; Metazoa; Arthropoda; Insecta; Hymenoptera; Cynipidae. Bases 80 to 2107 code for a protein of 675 amino acids. The record is from RefSeq and is a predicted model, not a curated record.